CUUUCGCCCUGAUCGCGUGCUGUGAAUCCAGGCUAAGUGAGGUUUGAUCUGUGCAGCUGUCCAUAGCCUUGUGACCUGGCAAUAUUUCAGUUUGCGGCAGUAUUUCAGAGCUGUCACCCUGACUGUCCUUGGAGAGGAUUACAAGUGAAGGACGGAGCAGCAGCUUGGAACCACGCAGCAUGAAGCACCUCCUGGCUCUGCGUUCCUUCUCGACAACAGUCAGAAACCAGUUAAAAAACAAAGUGCCUCAAUAUCAGAAGAUCUUUCAGGCGGACAAUAAUCUUCCCGUUCACCUGAAGGGUGGAACAGUUGAUGCUGUGCUCUAUCGUAUUACCAUGGCGAUCACAGUCGGAGGUACAUUCUUCUCAAUCUAUCAUUUAUUCCAGGCCGCCCUACCUCGAAAACAGAAAUGACAACAAACGGGGAGUUUAGUGAGGCCGCUCCUUCAGUCAAGUGAUUUUGAUGGAUAAAUUAAAACAGCACAGAAAUGUACAAUCUUAACAUGUUAUUGUGUGCCAGAGGGUUUGUUCACUGUAUGGGAUACAGCUUGUUCCCUUUCUGUUCCCAUUUGUGAUUGCAGUUACCAUUAAAAUGUUUGAAUGAGAA
Messenger RNA from Stegostoma tigrinum, 606 nucleotides. It is a transcript of the gene cox7a1, whose product is annotated as cytochrome c oxidase subunit 7A2, mitochondrial. Gene Ontology annotation, biological process: regulation of oxidative phosphorylation; mitochondrial respirasome assembly; mitochondrial electron transport, cytochrome c to oxygen. The transcript is spliced from 4 exons. The coding region runs from base 180 to 413 and encodes 77 amino acids. NCBI's taxonomy places the organism in Eukaryota, Metazoa, Chordata, Chondrichthyes, Orectolobiformes, Stegostomatidae. The record is from RefSeq and is a predicted model, not a curated record.